Rubroshorea leprosula is the source of this 1822-nucleotide messenger RNA. NCBI's taxonomy places the organism in Eukaryota, Viridiplantae, Streptophyta, Magnoliopsida, Malvales, Dipterocarpaceae. The record is from the annotation of a GenBank genome assembly.
GUGCUCACGCGCCUUUUGCAUGCCACUCUCUUCUCUCCCAUUGGUUCACAGUUCCACCAGCCUUCAAGUUCCAAGUCAUAGACCCUCAUCCCUCACUGCACAGUCCUCAACGUCUCUGAAAGAUUGUUGCAUGUUCUUCCCUUACCCAACAAAGCUGAAAGGCCCUUUUUCGUAUCUCCCCACUAUGGGAACUGUUUGUCUGAUAUGUGGAGACAGAGGCAUCUCCAAGGCUUUGGUAUAUUGUCACAAGUGUCAAAUUUAUGCUGUACAUUGCUAUUGCAUGCAUAAGGUAACCUUUGAGGAAGAUGUUGUUUGGUUUUGUGUGGAUUGCUUAACUGAAGUUUCGGAACCACACAUUCUUCAACAUUCUCUCCCAGCCAAGGGAUGUGAUGCUGAAAAUUCAGAAAUUGUACAAGUCACCUUACCUAGAUCAAAGCUGAAGAAGCAGACUCCUUCCAGUAUGUCAAAGAGGAGGAAAAUUUCCUAUCAACAGAUCUCUGUGGCACCAUCAACAAUUCUACCUGAACAAGCUAUGCUGGGUAUCCUUCAACAGUCUGAUGGGUCAGAAAUGCGGGAAAAUGCCAUAGAAGCCACUAUGGUUGAAAAACAAUCUAUGCAUGCUACCCACUGCUUGCAGCACCAGAUAUUGCCAGAGGAACUGGUGCAUGCUGAUGAGGAUUGUCAAACAUCAGAUCUCCAAGAGCCAUCAGGUCAUCUCCAGCCUCGAGAAAUUAUGUGUCAGGGUAGUCAAGGAGAUGGCAGAACUGAUAGCAUUUUUCAUUUUCAAAAUCAAAGCACUGAGACAUUCAUGAAUAUCAUGUCUGCUGCUGGGGAUAAACUUGUGAACCCAUAUGAAAAUGAUUCUGCAGAGAAGCAGGUGCAUGCCAGCAAGGAUUAUCGAGCAGUUGGACUUGAAUGUGCCCCUUCCUCAGCCUUAGCUACCCCACUAUUUCUCCAAGAGCCAACAGAUGUCCUGCAACCUCAAGACUCUAUGGUUAAUGGAAGUCAGGAAUGCAGGAGAACUGAUAGGUUGCAUCAGUUUGGGAAUCAAAGCACUGGAAAAGGUAUGAAUGGCACAACUGCUACGGGGGAUGAAAUUGUGAACCCAAAUGAAACAGAUUCUGCAGAUAAUUCUGUCUGUUAUGUGGGGCCAUAUAUCGUGAAUAUGGAUGUAGCACCAAUUGUUCAAUCCAUAAUGGAUACGCAUCCUGACAUUGCCCAAGAUUGCCCACUAUCUGUUCAGGUGAGAUCACUUUUGUUACAGGGACUUGGUAUGGAACUUAAGAAACUCAUGUCCUUCACUUCUGAAAAUCUUCUGAGUGAGCACCUGAAGUCACUGGAUUACGCUAUAGGGGAUGCCGAGUGUGCACAACUGAAUGUGAAUUGGCUCCGAGAUUGGCAUGAUCAACUUACAAGGACUGUGGAUCUGCUUGAACUUCUCAGGAAAAUUAAAAGAGCUUUGGCCAAGGGGAAUGAACCAUCCAUGUCAACAAAAACAACUUCCAAUAUGGACAGAGCUGCCUUGAUGAAUAUAAAAAAUGACAUUCAGUUAUUGAAGAGAGAAGCUGCCUUAUUAGAAGUUGAGAUAGAAGAUCAAGAAGGGAGCACAAGGGAUUUUGCGUUGAAAUGCCUAUCCAAAAUAAAACGGUUUUGUGGCAAGACAUUGGCAAAUGGCAUUUUGUAAGGCAUUCUUCUAUUUAUGUUUCCAGUUGUAGAAAUCAUAGGAUAUCAGGUAAAAUAUAGGAAAAAUACACUUUUGUCAAAGUUUUCUGUUCAUCUACUGCUCACUUGAUUUCAAGCUUAAUAUAUUAAAAGCUACGUU